ACAUCGUGACAACAGCUUAAUGACAGUAUCCUGAUUACACUUCACUAACAGUCUGUUUCCUAACUUAGACCCAUGACAAAUUAGACUAGUUUGAUAGUAGUGCACCGUGACUGGCGGAUGAACUCUCGCAAAAUGUGCGAUCGUCUGCUUAUGGUUUUGUUGUUGGUGCCAGGCGUCUGCUUUUCGGUAGCAGACGGCACUCCCUUGGAUGAUUACGUCAACACUCCAGAUUCUCACUACACAUGGAAAGCGCUGGAGUGGACCUACAAAGGGGAAGGGUAUACGCUGCAUCUUGUCAACAUGACGUCACAGAAAUGGCUUACCGAGAACGAGGUCGACCGUCCAGUGUGGUUCCACUACAUCGUGAUCGCCGUGCCUGACGUCAUCGUCCACAAAGAUACCGCCUUCAUGUACAUCUCCGGCCGCGGCAACUCAUACGACUACACACCUGACGUAACCGACCACUUCGUGUCGUUUAUCUCGAUGAUGGCCGUCAGUACUGGAACCGUGACCGCCAACCUGAGACAGAUUCCCAACCAACCGCUCUACUUCAAGAAUGACCCACAGUACAAGAGACGAUCAGAAGAUGCGAUCAUCGCUUGGACGUGGAGGAUGUUCAUGGACAACCCUUCAAAACCAGAAUGGCUAGUCAGACUGCCAAUGACAAAAGGUUCCGUACGAGCGAUGGAUACCAUUAGCGCGUUUGCCAAGACAGUCAAGUCAGAGACAGACAUUAAGAAAUUUGUCGUGUGUGGAGAAUCAAAGCGCGGCUGGACAACAUGGACAACGGCAGCAGUGGACAAAAGAGUUAUUGCCAUAUCACCAAUAGUCAUGGAUUUGUUGAACAUGGUGAAGAAUCUACACCAUCAUUAUCGUUCCUUGGGUGGGUGGACGUUUGCCUUCAACGACUACUACCAGGAGAACAUCACCGCCAGCCUCGACGACAAAGCUACGCAGCAGCUGGCCGAUAUCGUCAACCCAUACAGUUACCUAGAUCGACUUACCAUGCCUAAAUACAUUGUGACGACCGGUGGAGACGAGUUCUUCUUGCCUGAUGAUUCUUAUUAUUAUUUACAAAACCUUCCGGGUGAAAACUACCUGAGAGUCAUACCCAACGCUGAACAUAGCUUAACGGGUCACCGUGUAUCUUUGUUCUUGGGCAUGAGGGCCUUUUAUCUCAGUGUUCUAGAGAACAUAAAUCGACCAAAUAUUACAUGGAAUAGAGAAGUGUACAAAGAUGGUGGACGUAUCACCGUGUACACAGACAGAAAACCCGAUCUAAUUCGUUAUCACUAUGCCACAACAAUGGGAGGCAGCAGACGGGACUUCCGUUUGGCGGUUGCAGAUCCAAACAACCCAGAUGGAUUUCGCCCACAGCCAGUCAUAUGGAAAGCUGAUGCCGUGAAGAAGAAGAGUGACACAGAAUACACCGUAUAUCAGGGUAAUCCAGUAGUUGGCUGGAAAGCUUUCUUCAUAGAGAUGACAUUUAAAGGUCCAGACGACAGUGAAUUUGAGUUUACCACAGAAACCCAGAUAAUUCCAGACACGUUUGCUGUCCCCGACUGUCAUGGUAUCGAAUGUCGUGGAACACUGGUAUGACGAGUCUCGAUCGGGAUCUUGGUGCGAUGAAAUGCAAUCAGUCAACUAAUUUAUUUUAAACAUUAAUGUGUAACAGUAUAUUGAAUAAAAUCUGAAUAAAAAAAUAGAUAGCUUACUUUUGACUUCAUUUAAAAUAUACAAAGUAUUGCCCUUGAUACUGUAAGACUUUGUUAAUAAAGAAAUGAAAAUUUG
Gigantopelta aegis is the source of this 1791-nucleotide messenger RNA. Its product is annotated as autocrine proliferation repressor protein A-like. NCBI's taxonomy places the organism in Eukaryota, Metazoa, Mollusca, Gastropoda, Neomphalida, Peltospiridae. The coding region runs from base 118 to 1599 and encodes 493 amino acids. The record is from RefSeq and is a predicted model, not a curated record. The transcript is spliced from 14 exons.